UGCUGUGUGGCUAAACCCCAGCAUGUGAGUAAGAGCUCAGCUAUCUGCUACACAACAACGCUAAAGUGUCGUGAUCAGAUGGGUGUUAGCGCUGUUAGCAUCCCAACUGGUUGAUGGUUGAUGAAGAGGUAGGAUUAGAAAAUACAAACCCGGCAACAAAGUCGUUUUUUAAAAAAAAAAAAUCAUGUUGCAAGACAUUUACAUGACUGGAAACAGAAAUGCCUUCUUCAAUGUCCCGUUUGUUAAUUUUCUGUAAUUCCUGUCAACUUCCUCCAAAUGUCUGUAACCAUGUCGGACCAGAUCAUCCUCAUUCUUGCACGUUGCCUCACCGCAGACUGCUGGGCUUUUCACUGUCCGCACUGCCAGUAUCCAGACCUGCUAUCACGUAGAGAAAACUAAUAACCUUUUGACCUUUUUAGUAACUAUGAAGAUCUUGUGGAAAGCGGCGGUUGUCCUGAUCUCCUUUGCUGCAGCAGUGCACUGCCUUGACUGCCGCCAGUGUCCUAUCGGCAUAUUUGGACAAUGUUUUUUCGGAAGUGAUCUAACGUGUAAUAACGCAACUCAGAGCUGCUAUCGAGGAGAAGCAAAGUUCAAUGCGACAGGACCCAUCUCCUUGCACAUCCGCGGCUGCCUGGAUUCAGACCUGUGUGGGAAGACAUUGACCGGCAGCCUUCUGGGGGCAUCAUACACCAGCAGUUUCGAGUGUUGUACUACAAAUCUGUGUAACGGAGCCUCCACGGCACACAUCUCUCUGACUGUGGCCCUUUGUGCCGCCAUCCUGUCCGCCCUCUGGGGCUCCUGGGAGCCAUAGUGUCACGUGUUUAACUGGUCCAAUGAAUGUAUGUGUUUUGUAGCAACCUGUGAUUAAAAUGUGUCUCAGUCUUCCUAAUAACAUGUUUUACCAGACUGUAAAGCCUUCUGUCUUCUUGAAAUAAAGCUAAAUGUCGCCCUCUGUUGGUGGUAUAGUAACACA
This is a messenger RNA of Cynoglossus semilaevis (tongue sole), 973 nucleotides long. Its product is annotated as sperm acrosome membrane-associated protein 4-like. The transcript has 3 exons. Gene Ontology annotation, biological process: sperm-egg recognition. The coding region runs from base 425 to 811 and encodes 128 amino acids. NCBI's taxonomy places the organism in Eukaryota, Metazoa, Chordata, Actinopteri, Pleuronectiformes, Cynoglossidae. Gene Ontology annotation, cellular component: membrane. The record is from RefSeq and is a predicted model, not a curated record.